AUGAGAUCAAAGUUUUCCAACUGGGCCAAGGGCCUCUUGUUACCGCUGCUGUUACUUUCACAGGCUUGCGUCACAUCAGUGGCGGCUGAGGAUACUUCUGCCGAAGACCAGGCCGUCGUCCUGCAGCUGCUAAAAACUUUACCUUCUUGUGCUCUAUCUUGCAGCUCCACGUAUCCCGCGGACUGCCCUGCGACUCGUAAAGCCUGUCUCUGCGCCCCCCUCUCAGGCAAGACGCUCGACUGUGUCUUUACUGCGUGCACGGGCUGGGACGUCAUCUUAUCAAGACGGGCAACAAGCGUUGCAUGCGACGAACCCUUUCCACAAGAUGGUCGAAUUCUCCGCAAGGUCGCAUGGGCCUGCACGGGAGUAGGCACACUUGCCGUCCUCAUCAGGUUUUCCGGCCGCUUAGCCACGGCCAUGCGUAGCAAUUCGAUGGCCGCCUCGAUGGCCAACACACGCGGCUUUCGAGGCUUAUGGUGGGACGACGCCCUCCUCUUCGUCACCUUCAUUUUAAUGGUCGGCAUCAUGGUCAUGUCAGAGGUCGCCCUCCAGCACGGCUUCGGCGACGGACCCUGGGUCAAAGCCCCCUCCGACCUCGAUCUCCAGGGCUUGCUGGUAUUCAUCGGCGAGCCCAUCUACUUUGUGACUUCCGCGGCUCUCAAGGCAUCGUUCUUGUUUCUGUUUGCUCGCAUCUUUGCCGUCGGCAGCGGCGGCUCGGCGCAACAGCGAUGGGGUCUACCCAUCGGUGGACCUUCCUCCCCGCUCCGGGACCGAUGGACGCUGGCGAGAGUGCUCAUGUGGACGCACAUCAUCAAUGUGAUCGUGGCUGUGGUCUUCAUCCUGGUCGUCUGCCUCCAGUGUCAGCCUCUCUACUACUUUUGGAAGGGCUGGGACGGCAUCACCAAGGGCACUUGCAUCAACCGCAAGGCCGUGCCCCUGGCCCACGGUUUAGCGAGCAUCCUGCUCGACAUCUGGAUCUUGAUCAUCCCGUUGUGUUUGCUACCCGCACUGCGUGUUUCGUUCUGGACAAAAAUGGGCAUCGCUAGCAUGUUUUGCGUGGGAACUCUCACCACGAUAGUCAGCGCCAUCCGCUGCGUCCCCGUCAGCCGCGAUAUCAACAGCAGCUACUCCCUGACCUGGAACCAGACCGAGGUCCUCAAGUGGACGCAGGUCGAGCUCGCCACGGGCAUUGUGUGCGCCUGCAUGCCGGGCCACGGUGCCCUCUUUGCGCGGAUCGUCCGCCGCACCAAGCGGCUUUUUGGCCUCAACACCGCGACGGGCACCAGCACCGGACAAUCCAACUCGGCCGGCUUGCGUACUUUUGGAUCCACCGGCCCCAAGACGUUUUACUCUGCAUCGGUGAUGCGCAACAGCACGGCGGCCCCCGGCAACGCUGGGUCUUCGACCUCUGGCUUGGGCCACCAAGGGAUAGAGGUCACGACCGAAAUUGCCGUGUCCAAGGAGCAGCCGUGGGGUUCGACGGUGGAGCUGAGGAACAUUUCUUCUGGAGACUCGGACGAUUACCAUCAGAAUCUUCCGGGCUGGGAAAAGAAAUGA
Messenger RNA from Pyricularia grisea, 1557 nucleotides. RefSeq lists its product as uncharacterized. Lineage: Eukaryota; Fungi; Ascomycota; Sordariomycetes; Magnaporthales; Pyriculariaceae. The coding region runs from base 1 to 1557 and encodes 518 amino acids. The record is from RefSeq and is a predicted model, not a curated record. The transcript is spliced from 4 exons.